UGCGGAGAGCGGAGGCAGCGGGAGCCAGCGCGGCCGCCCCGUCCCGUCCCGUUCGGUCCCGUUCACCCCCCGUCCCUCCCGCCGCCGCCAUGGGCCUCACGGUCUCCGCCAUCUUCUCCCGCAUCUUCGGCAAGAAGCAGAUGCGGAUCCUGAUGGUGGGGCUGGACGCCGCCGGCAAGACCACGAUCCUCUAUAAACUGAAGCUGGGUGAGAUCGUCACCACCAUCCCCACCAUCGGGUUCAACGUGGAGACAGUGGAAUACAAGAACAUUUGCUUCACCGUCUGGGACGUCGGUGGCCAGGACAAAAUCCGGCCCCUCUGGAGGCACUACUUCCAGAAUACACAGGGUCUCAUCUUCGUGGUGGACAGCAAUGACCGGGAGCGAGUGCAGGAGUCUGCUGAGGAGCUGCAGAAGAUGCUGCAGGAGGAUGAGCUGCGGGAUGCCGUCUUGCUGGUGUUUGCCAACAAGCAGGACAUGCCCAACGCCAUGGCCGUGAGCGAGCUGACCGACAAGCUGGGGCUGCAGGCGCUGCGCAGCAGGACCUGGUACGUGCAGGCCACGUGUGCCACCCAGGGCACGGGGCUUUACGAUGGGCUGGACUGGCUCUCGCACGAGCUCUCCAAGCGCUAGCAGGGCCGGCGACACAGGGACCGGAGGAGCUGGGGACGUCUCUUCCGAUGCUCUUUCCCUUGGUUUCCUUUGGGGUUUAUUAUUUGGGGGGGUUGUUUUUCCGUUCUCCCCAGAGUGGCCUCAUCUCUCUGUGUUUAUGGGGUAGGACUUGAAGCUCAAGGACUCUUGGGGCAGCCCCACGCGGUGAUGCUCUGCCCUGGCCCCGGCAGUGCUGUGUGCUGGCCGCCCUCCCCACCUGCAUGUGCUGUCUGUGAGAGCUUGCCCGCACCUACGGCGGUGAUGUGUCCCCAGGGGUCCCCGCGCCUCGCCCUGAGCUGGGGCUGGGGUCUCAGCGGGGCUGGAGGCAGCAGGAAGGAUCCUUCCUUUGGUAACUCCAGAGUUCUCUUUCUCCUGGGGAGGGCUGUGGCUGCAGAACGUGCUGUUGUACAUCGGUCAUUAAACACCACCACUUUGUA
Molecule: messenger RNA, 1087 nt
Organism: Melopsittacus undulatus (budgerigar)
Lineage: Eukaryota; Metazoa; Chordata; Aves; Psittaciformes; Psittaculidae
Gene: ARF5
Product: ARF GTPase 5
Exons: 6
Coding region: 90-632 (180 amino acids)
Biological process (GO): vesicle-mediated transport; intracellular protein transport
Cellular component (GO): plasma membrane; cytoplasm
Molecular function (GO): GTPase activity; GTP binding
Source: RefSeq, a predicted model, not a curated record